Messenger RNA from Lymnaea stagnalis (great pond snail), 19972 nucleotides. The record is from the annotation of a GenBank genome assembly. NCBI's taxonomy places the organism in Eukaryota, Metazoa, Mollusca, Gastropoda, Lymnaeidae.
GUUCUGGCAAUGGAAUAGAGACCAAACGAGAAAUCUGACCAAAACAACCAUGCAACUUGCACGUGUAGAGUAGAUAUUCAAUAGCGAAUUAAUUAAAAUGAAAGCACAGAAAAGUAUUCCCAAGAAACCUAUGACGAAAAUGAAGAUUGUAAAGAAAAGAAAGAUGCCAAAAAGUUCAUCCAGUAAUCCGGUAACUAAAAAAUUUAGAGAAGCAGUUAAACAGUCUUUUCACGGCAAACACUUCCCUUUCGGUUACAAUCCUAGUUCUAGUUACCAGACAAAAUCACAAGCCCAGCUCCAAAGUAAAGCUAUCCAACUGCCAGGUAAUUAUGUCUUUUUUUAGUUGUCUAACUAUAAACGUUUGUAGCACCAACGUCGAUACUCUUAUAGAGUAACCAAAGUUCGAUGAUUGGAUUUAUUGAUGUAAAAUGUAGACUACCAGUCCGGCAGUGGCAUGACGUAGACGUAUCACAAUCACAUGGCUGUCAUCGUGGUUGGACGUAGACGUAUCACAAUCACAUGGCUGUCAUCGUGGUUGCAGGCCCGUUCUUAGGCAUACACUGUCUACGCAUCCACGUAGGGCCCCGAACGUGAGGGGGCCCCCGUGAGGCGCCCUCGAUCCCCCGUUUUUUUUAAAACUGGCACUGCAGCCGUCUGUGUCACUCACGUUACCUUCCUCAUCCUGAAAUUUAUCAUUUUUGAGUUGAAUUUGGAGGCAGGGGAAGGGAAGCAGCAGGGGGGAGCUUUGGGGGUGACAGACAGGAAAUCAGGGGCUUGGCCGUGGGAAUGGGAAAGUAUAAAUAGCGAUCGGUUAGUCUGGCUAAACCAUUACACAUUGUGGAUUGGUGGCGGCAGGACGGUGCAUUUUGAGGCUAUCACAUUAUUCUUAGGAUUAUUAGUUAAAGGAAAAACUAGUUUAUCACGUAGGCCCUACAUCCUAAUCCUUAGGAAUAAUGCCAGGAACAAAACGAUCUACGACCCCAGGUAUUAUUAAAGGAAGAAAAAAGCAGCUGAAAACGCUUUUAUCGCUCGGGGGAGCUCCACCCCUGACCCCCCCCCCCUCCGGGGCCCCAACCUACGCUCCAUGCUUAGGUCCCCCAAACUCCUAAGAACGGCUUAGGUGGUUGCUAAGACCCCGGAAUAAUCAUGGAUCAUGCAACCAAGAUGUCGGCCUUGUGUCUGCUUCCAUCUUAAACCCUACAACUAUCCCUAAACUUAAACAUAACCUGAUCCCUAAAACUACCCCUAAACUUAAAACUAACCUAAACCCUAAAACUAUCCCUACUUUUACUACUUAAUUUAAACCUAAUGUAACCUGAACCUUAACUAAACCGAACCUUUACACUACGAAAUGACUAUUAGUUAAACUGAAGAAUUAAUAAUUAAGUUUAUAAACAUAUAGUCCAUUCAAUUAUCUUUCAUUUGAUACCAAAUUUUGUUGUACAAACCCUACAAUCUUAUCUACAAUAAUAUUUUAAAUAUUUUUUAAUAAACCCAACCUCUCACUUCUGAAACCUAAUAGCCGCAGCCUAAAACUAACCCUAGCCCUAAGCCUAAACCUCAAGUAAAAACCACGUGUGCGGCCACACUUACACACUGUGGCCAGAAAACUAUAAAAAUGAAGAAAAAAAUACAAAAUAAAUGUAAAAUGAAAAUAAUGAAAACCCAACUUACUCUUACAGUUUCAUAGAAUACACACUUUAUGUCAGGAUCCACCAAAAAGAAAAUCCAAAAUUUGUCAGAAAAUCAAUAAAAUACAAAAAUCAAACCCAAAUCAAAAAUGGUGGAAAAAAAUUAAAAUAUCCAACCAAUGAAAUUUUACAAUUAUUAUUAACAAACCAAUAAAAAUUUAAUUUAAAACAUUCCAUCAUCAUAUUAAGGAAAAUUUAACUCUAGUAAUAAUGACAGUGGGAGUGAAUCCAAAACAGAAACUUAAAAGAAACAUAAAAUGACGUCAUGGCGCAAAAAUUGUCUGCUUUAUUAGCCUAAUUGAUUAUUGACCUAUGCCCCAUACUUUUUUUUAGCCGAAGCCCUUAUAAGUAAAAAUAUUGCAUGUCUCCCUGCCCUGCUGCUACAAACCCAUGGUUAUUUAAAGGCCAAGAGAGACAACCGCAACAGAAAAGUCAAAAGAUUGAGUUACGACUGCAUAUGUGGUGUGACUCAUAAGAUGACAUAGGCUUAGUCUUAGACUACACUAUGUCAGUUUUGGCUAUUUACUAAUACUAAUUGUAUAGAAAAUGUCCACUGUAGCUGACAUUGAAGGGAAGAGCGUAGUUACUUAAAAUUUCUUUAUUACCUUUGAAUUAUACAUUUCAUUCACUUUUAGGUGGAAGCUUGACUUUGGAAGCUCUCGAAAAACACAAUGCGUCUACUGGAGGAUUCACAGAGGCUUCAAUUCAAGAUGAUGCAACAUCUUUUGGAGGCACAACUUUCAAUACUUGGGCAACAAAUUUAACAGGGUGUACAAAUGUUACUUUUAAUAAAGUUCAUCGUUACAUCAACUCGAACUCCAUUGUACAAAAAGAGGUCAGUCUUUUUAUAUUACAAUAGAUAAAUGAUGAAAAUGUUUGUUGUUAUAAAAUGUAUACUUGGAUUCAGUAUCAUACAUAAAUGUCUUACGAACAAACCUAUAUAUGUAUAUAUUUGUUUCAUAUUGACCCAGAUACUUGCUGUCUUGGCAGCAAUUACAGAAGUUAUCAAAGAGAAUGGUGGGGAAGGAAGUGAUGUGCAAUACUUUGGUCUCUUGGUACGUUUUUAUUACAUGCUCAAUGUUCUUGUUAAUAUUAAAAAUAUAACGUAACUUUAAUCGUGGUUUUCAUAAAUUGACUAAAGAUAAGUCACAAGAUAAAAAUAAAAUUUUAAGAUUUUUAUAAAAGCAACUUCUGAGCACUUUCAUGGUUGUACUUAACAGCAAUAGUCUGGUAAUCCCAAAAGUACAAGGCAUCCGUACGUAACCAUUUCCACUUACGUAUCAGAGAAAUAAAAUUGGGUAAAAAUCUUAUGCUACUAGUGGGAACAGUUAAAUAUUUUUAUGAGUUGAGCCUCAUUAGGUCAUCUUCAUUGCUUAUAUAUUUUAAUUUUGAUGAAAUUUAAUAUAAAUAUGCUCACAAUGUCAAGGAAUGUCCCUUUGAGUUAUUUGAUACAAGGAAAUUAUCUGUUUUUAACAUCACUUUCCUGAAUUCAGAAAAGUAUAAGCUCACUGUUCUCUCAUUAAAUAUAACUUUCCAUUUAUUUUAGCCUUGUCUCAGAAUUAGCUUUUUACAGAAAUGCUCAUUAGGAUCAUUUCUUAAUGUAAUUAUAGACUUUUGAAAUACAUUUAAGUUCAUUAGAAAGCAUGAUGGUCAUUAGCCUAGCUUAACAACUGUAUUUAUUUGCAAUUGACAGGUAACAAGUUUAGAAAAGCCAGAUAAAUUGGAAACAAGACUUGCCAUGGCUCAUUUGUUGAGCAUUGUCAUUAAGAGGUAAGUAAAGACUAAUGAUACUUCUUUGAUUCUAAUUGAUUCUUUUCUUAAAGGUGUACAAAAGAGCCUGUCCACUACACACUGUAACUUUUCACAUUGUUUGUUUCUUUUUUUUUAUUAUUAGAGUGCCAGUUUCUGUUUUGCAAAGUCGAUUUUCACAAGUGCAAAAAACUCUGAUGGGACUUGUAACUGAUUGUGUUAAGCAACAAAUGACAACUCCAUUAAAACCUGUAAGUUGUUGAAGUUUGAAAUGUUUAUAUUAGUAGAUUGUUAAAUAUUUGACAAGUUGUUAUUAUUAGUUAUUAAUUAUUUACUUAAAUAGUAUAUUUGAGUAGAAUUUAGGUUGUUAUAACAAUUGUUGCCACAAAUUUAUAUAAAAAGCACUUCUUUUCUUUUUAGGCGCUCUCUUGCCUAGCUAGUUUGUUACGAGUUCAGGGCUUGGAUAAAUGGUUGGAUGGCUCAAUAAAGCAUACAUUCGAUGCAUUGCUUGCAUUUGUUUCCCAUAAAAAACCUAAGGUAGGCUUGCCUUUAUCUCAUUUUUUGCAUUGUUUGUAUUUCUCCUUGUGAAAGUAUUGUAAAAUAAAUGUAAGAUAACUAAUAUUUUUUUUGGUCAAUAGUAUUUUAUUUUCAAUAGAUAAGAAAAGCAGCUCAUACAGCAGUGAAAAUAGUUUUGAAAGGAAGCAUAUUUAUGCAGCAGACACCAGCUCCACCAUUUCAUCCAGCAGCCUCUACAAUAGCUAGAUGCUGUGAGCGACAAAUAGAGGCUUACAGAGGUGUGAUAAAUAAGCUUUUUUAUUUAUAUAUAAUAUAUUUUUCUUUGUGGAGCAUAUUAUAUUUUAGGAAGCAAUUAUGGAAACGAUUUUUUUUAUUAUGUUCUAUUUAAUUAAGUUCAAUACUUUUGGUUUAAAAAAAAAAUUGAAUUUUGUUCAGUAAAAACCAAUAAUCUGAAAUCCAAUUAUCCCUUAGCAUCAAAUUAAGAAGGGAUCAAAUGUUACAUUCUACUCAUUUGUAAUAGUUUGCAAAUUUUUUUGAAAAAUCUAGCCUACUGCAAGUGUAAAAUUUUUCAAUUAAUCAAAAUAUUUUAUUAUUUCAGGACAGUCAAAUAAAGAAGUGAUGUAUACACUGUCUUUGUUGAAAGACACCCUUAGUUUGUUUCCAGCCACAAAUGUCAAGUCUUUAUGUGAAAUGUUACUAAGACUAAUGACAUUAACAGAUUUGGUAAUUAAAUAAACUUUCUUUCAAAAUUUCAAUGUGUCAACUAUUUCAAGAAAGAUAACAGUUUAAAAUAUUUUAAAUAAAUACCCUUUUUUCCCUCAAUAAUUGAUAAAAAAAAAAUAUUCCACAUGUAAAAGCCCUUUAAAGUUUGCUGUGUUCAUCAUUUUAUGAAAUGAAACUUUGUUUUACUGUAAUUUAUAUUUCUUUAAUCUUAGAUACAACUUUUUGAAAGAAAUCUUAAUGUUUUACAAUUAAUAUAUUUAUUAAAUUCUAAUACCCGUACAAGUUUCUGCCCUUUCUUAAUUGAAUAAAUUCAUUUUCUAUAUGCAGAUUUUGCGAUCAUCUUGUAUUGAAGUGUUAUUCAGACUAUUCUCUGCCAAACCUAGUGUGGAGAUAAUGCCAGCACAGAUGAAUGCUCAGUUGCUUACUGUGAGUUAACUGCAUGAAAUUUAAGAUCGAAUCAAGUUGGUUUUUUUUAAAAGCUGUAUCUCUAAUUACGUGAUAAAUAAGUAUCAGCAUUUAUUAAGGUAUUUGCAUUUCUAAACUUUUUCAGGCGCUCUAUGAAUACCAACCGUCAGUUAAAGACAGUCAGCCAAUGAUUGCUUGGCUGAAAGUUAUGGAAGCUGCUAAUGUGAAUUUGGCAAAGUAUGAUAUUUAUUUUUCUUUGUUCUUGUGGUACAUGUAUGUAUUUACCUAUAUUACUUAAAACCAAACAAUAGAUCGCAACCAUAUUUGACUUGAUCAUAGUUCCUGACCAAAAAAUGGUUUCUGGACAGUUUAGUCAAGAUCCAUUAACAACAAAAAAUUUUAUUUUUUUAUAAACAUAUUUCGGCUACGGACAUUGUCCACCAAUAAUAUUUCUCAGUCCAUUCAGAUCUGGAUAUUCUAUAAUAUCUAUUUGUAUGUAUUUAAUCAUUUUAAUUGAACAAAAACUGAGGUUUUAAGUACAAUCAAAUAAUGUAUCACCUUAAUAAAACUUGGUAAUACUUGCUCAUAUGAAUGUAAUAAAUAAUUUUUGAAUUCUCAAUUACUCAUUGGUACAUAUUUAACUUCUUAUUUUAUUAGCCAAAACAUUGAUCUGAAUGUGAAUCAUCUACCUCGUCUAUUUUCAACGUGUAUGACAUGUCUCUUGUCUGAUCGUCAUGAUGUAGCUAAAGCAGCUGUUGACACAAUGAAGGUACAUUUGAAAAAUAUUUGAUUAUGCGAAAUGAAAUGGAAAAUAUUUUAUUCGGCUUUAAUAUUAACAUUGAGGCCAAUAAUUAGGGCUGAGCCAGGUAUUGAUCCGAAACAGGAAAUGCAGAUUAUUAACCCAGCACAUAGUUAUCUUUUUAUUUUCUAUACUAUAAUGUUUUAAUAAUAUUGCAGGUCUUACUGUUGGAGUGUGUGGAGGCUGUCAAAGAAAAAUUAGUCAGCAAUGCUUCUAUUGCUGUUUUACAGAAAGUAGUAAAGACUUUGGAAACUGGUCUCAGUUAUCAGUUUCAUUCUAAUUGGUCUUUAGUUUUGCAACUUUGGUCUACAGCAUUUCAAGUGAGUGAAGAGGCAGUUUUCAAUUUUGAGUAGGAAUAUUUGGGUCUUUUAAGUAAAUAGGCUGUAAUCGAAAUGGUAUUACCUGGAUUGUUCAAAAGUAAAAAUAAUAUUUUGUGUUUGUGGACUUCAGUAACAAUUAUAAAGUUUAAACUUAAUUAUACUUUUUUAGGAAAUUUAAGAGAAGGAAUAAUAAACAAAAAAAUUUGUCAGAACUUAAUGGUACAUGGACUCCCAUUUCACUUUUCAGGUCCUUGGUAAAAUAAUGCCAAAAGAUUUGAUGAAGGUACAGAAUAUUGUUUUUUGUUUUGUUUUUAUUUUUUAUAUUAAAUUAUUAAAAUAAUAUAAAUUUUUAUGUUCUUUGUGAAAAACAUUCUUGGUUAAAAAAUAUGUUAUCCUGAUCAAAGUAUUGAUGAUACCUCAAAGUUGAUGUAUCAUUAUUUACUUUUUUAAUUGAGCGAUGUUUCACUAAAAGUUUAAAUUUUCAUUUCAACAUGUUCUCUUGUUUACCUCGUCUUUUGCGUGGUGUGAAUGGUUUGUGCUGAUCUAAUUAGUAAAAGGUAAACUAGGGCUCAAGCAAACGAAAGCUCUCUAUUAACCCAAUAAAAGUAAUCAGUCCCUCUCUCUCAAAUUUGCGGCAGUAAUGUAACAACAGAUAAAGGAUUUGCAUUUUUUUUAAAUUUCAUGCUAAAUUUCUUCUUUGGGUUGAUUGAAAUGGUGAAGAGUUUAAAUAAAUUAUUUGAUUGGUGAUUAUGAAUUGCUUUAGAAUGUAUACAUGUUAGUAUUUGAAAGAGAAGUUGUAUAAAUGUCUAUAUUUUAAAGAGCAGUGUGACCAGAAAUUUUUUUAACCCCUUCAUCACUGUCAAAUAACUAAUACUUAUAAAAUAGUCUCCCCUAUUUUUUAUUCCAUCAAUAUCAAAUUCAAGACUUUUCAGCUUCAAGUUUUGAAAUUACUUAUUCUUUUCUGUCUACCUUAUUAAUUAAUUAGUUAAUUUUAACAUUGUCAACACUUAAAUGCACACUAAAACUUCAAGAUAAGAAGUAAUAAGUUAUACCACCUUCAUUCAAUUUUUUUUGUUUUACAUUGAUUAAAAAAAUGUUUAAAUAAUGUUAUUCUGUGUUUUACCGUCCAUUUUCAUUGUGUACUGAGUUCAAAGCAUUAAUAGUAAUUCAACUCUUUUCUUCAGUGUCUUUCGUCAAUGGGAGAUCUUCGAGACACUCCUCACUUUUCUUUUAAGGGUGAAAUGGAUCAGGCCAUUGGUUUUGCUGUCAAAAAUAUGGGACCUCGACUUGUGUUGGAAUCUAUUCCUCUUGGCAUUACGGGGGAAAAGUAAGGAAUUAACACUUAUACACCCUUGUUUCUGACACAUGUAUCUCCCAACUUUGCCAUUUAAAAAACCUGCUUGUCAUGAAUAAACAGACAACACUGAUUCAUUCAUGAUGCAUACAUCUGUCAUUAUUUAAUUAUGAUAUUUUCAGACCUGCCAACCCAUCCGAUUUUUGUCGGAAUUAUUUUUUACCCCUCAUUAUGACCUUCUGGCAAACCCCUUAAAAUUCAGAAUUUUAUAAUUUUUCGACAGUCAUAAAAAUCCAAAAGAGAAAAAAAAAAAAUCGGGUACUGCGGGAAGUGUUGCAUUUGUUUUUAUGAAGUGUCUACAUAUCCGGCGACCGGACGAAUAAGUGAAUAAGUUCUUGAGAUAUUCGUUCGGCUACUAAUAUAUUUGACCAAAUCACAUGACCAGCGUAACUAAUUUGCGCGAGAUAUUAGAUCCACCCCUCCUACAGAUUUUUUUUUCUUGGCAGGUCUGCAUUUUCCUGACAAUCAAUGGAAAUAAUUUUGAAAGUGUCUUGUAUUAACCAGCCUAAGGUGUAACUAAAUUUUUGUAGUUUUCCCAUUUAACUUUGGCAGUUCAAAUUUUUAUUAAACUUUACGUUAAAAUUUUAAUCUUAAAAUUUGUUGAAUUUAUUUAAAUAUUUUGAACAUAUAAAGUUUCUUAAUUCUUCUAUACUUUUUGUAUUUAAACCAGUGCUGGACUAAAGGUGCAUUCAGAUAAUAGGGUUUAUUUACUUGAUGUACAUUGUGGAUAAAAAUGGGAUAAACAGUCAAAAAUAUCUGGUAUGGUAACAAUAUUCAUGUUUGGUGUAAAACAUUUACUGGUCAUAAAUUUAUUUAUCAAUUUAUCAACACUCUUAUUUUUCUAGUGACAAUUUAGAUUUUCCCCGUGGAUGGCUAUUACCAGUUUUAAGAGACAAUAUAGGUCAUACAGAGCUAAGUUUCUUUUCAUCUUACUUUCUGCCGCUUGCUGCAAAGUUCAGGACUAAAGGUAAAUUUAUAUUAACCUAGUAAUUUCUAUGAUUCUAAUUAAUGAUCUGACAAAAAAAUCAAUAAAUCUAAUUCUGCCAUUUGGAAUAAUUAUUUUUACCCUGCUCUAAUUUCAGCUGAGUCAUUUACUAAGGAGGGUCGAAUAGCUGAGGGAAAAGCUUAUGAUGCAUUACACCUUCAGUUAUGGUCUUUGUUGAAAGCUUUUUGUGAUCACCCUACAGACCUUAAACAGGUUCAUUACUUGUGAAUUUAUGUGUUUGCUAGAUAUUGCAUCUAUUUCACUUAUCCCAAAAGUUACUGCACUUAGCAAGUCUUACGACCUUUUUAUUUAUACAAAAUUUACUGUUUUUGUUUUAAAUAUAGUAUUUUUUAAAAUUAUUGCUUUCUUAUUUACCUAGAGUUUUCAAGGUAUUGCUAAGAUUCUAGGUACAGCACUGAGUGAAAGAGAAGAUUUAAGGAUGGAUGUAAUGGCUGCUUUGAGGUCCCUUAUAUCCUGCAGUUUAGAAAAUGGUUAGUUUCUAUUUUUAACAGCUAUAUAUGUACAUAUAUUAUUUUACUCCUUUAAUAUAAAGUAGAGUAGCCAGGCUGUGAUGAGCGAAAAAAUUAAAAAGGUGCACCAACAGGGGCAAAUCUGAAAAUCCUGUUGCAUCCUUAACUCAUUCCCUGCGGUUGCGACUAAAUGCAUCCUUUGGGGGUUUUAACGGAUGUGUCCCGGCGCAUAGGGACACACCUCUCUCAUUUCUAUUUAAAAUAGAAAUAAAUAAAAAAGAGAGUUACUUCCCUCUGUCAGGCAUAUAAAUUAAGUACCGAAGUAGCACUGCCUUUGGAAAUGAGUUAAACACUGUGUUGCCCCAAAAAUUGGACAUGCACCAAAAUAAACACUAACUUGGGGUAGGGGUAUGUAAGUCCUACCCUGAAAAUAAGGCCUAACAUCAGUGUCUGUGCAAUGAAGCAGUCAGUGCAUCAGAAUUGAGUGCGGUCAAGUGGUACCUGGCUGCGGGUAGAACUACUUCCUUGCAGAGGGGGAAUAGAUAAAAUUCCUUCUGGAAUGACUGCCUAUCUCCAUACUCUCAAUACUGCCAUAAACAAGCCGUUUGAGGACUAUUUACGCAUGGAAAUCAAUGACUACAUUAGAAAUAGAAUGGAGAGAAAUCAGCGUGGAGCUUUAUGAAGCCAGGUCUGCAAGAGGUUGAUACUUUGGAGAAGAAUUCAUGGGAUGAAAUUACUGACAGCUGUGUUGCCUAUGUACAACAAGUAGGCUAAAUGCACAAGGUGUGCUCAUAUAUGGAGAGUUCUGUUACUAUACAUGAGAGGCUAAUGGUUCUAUAAGAAAAGAUGUCGCAAGAAAUUCAGGCAGGAACUCAGGGUUUAGUGAAUUAUGACAAUUUUUCAGAAGAAGAUGACAGGACUAAAUUUGAAUAGAAAUAGAUUUUUUUACAUGAUAAAAAUAAGAUAUCCCCUUAAAAUAAGUCCUAAAGCAAUAUUCAGAGGUAAAAUUAAUAUAAGACCCUGUCUUAUUUUUUGUAUAAACACUGUAAUAUAGGAUAAAUGCAGUGCUUUUUGAAAUAAGAGUGGCAGUGAAUUGAAUGGUGCAUGAUGGGAGAGGACAGCAGAAAUCAAGAGUGGAAGGCUACUUAACAAAAAAUGGAGGCAGUUGGUGCUGGGGGGGAUGUCUAAGGAGGGGGCUCAUCAAGCCAUUCUCAAUAAUAUUUUUGAAAAUGCAAAAUUAGGACAAAUAAAAUCUGCUUAUUGGGAUAUUUAUAAUAGGAACAAAUAAGGAUUCUUAUUAAAAAGGCCCAGCUUUUACAUAAAAUUGGUCACAGGGGGAGGGGCAGCUUCUUCUGCUCUCCCCUGGCUCCCUACUGAUAAUAGAGUAUUCACUGAAAAGUUUCCAUUUAUCUGCAAUAUAACUGAUAUUUAAGAAUAAGAAAAUUAUUGCAACUAUCCUAUUACAAAUAUACACGUUUAAAAAAAUUAAAAUUGAACUAGUGGAGACAAGUAGAAUUUUUUAAAAGUCUAUAUAUUUAAGUCAAGCGAAUGUAAUAAGCUGAUAUUAAACUAUGCAGCAUUGGAACUUAAAAACUGCAUAAGAAAUAAAAAAGAUGAUUUUUCACAAUGGCACUCUGUAAACUAAUACAUUGGAUUUGUCAUGACUUUGUUUCCAGUUUCUCAAUUUUAACUUCAACAUUAAAAUGCGGUGAAUUCAAAAUAGUCUUUCCUUUAUAUUUUUUUUAUCUGUUACAGAGUCAGAUAAAGAAGAAGUGGGGAGAUUUGCAAAGAACUUCCUGCCCAUAUUAUUCAAUCAAUUCACUGGGGAAGGUAUUUUAUCGGAUGGAGUUAGAUUGGCAGUGUUAGAAACAAUAAAGAAGUAUCUUGUGGUAGCAGAUCUUAAGGUAUGUUGUGGUUAAAUUGUUUUUUCAUUUAGCAUUAUUUCAGUAAAAAAAAUUAUUGUAUUCUACUACCUUGUUUGAUUAUUUUUGUUUUUACAAUUGCAUAUUUUUUUUCCAGUUGAUUUUGACAUUUUUGGAUAAAUGUCUGGACAAAUUGCAAGAAUUAGAUUACAGUGGAUUCAGAAAGUAAGAAAACUAGUGUUCUGAACACGCCAAUACAUGCUUUGUUUUAUAAAAAUUCUAAACAUGUCUUUAAAAAAAAUAUUUAAUAGCUGUAGAUAAUUUUAUUGUAACUUAAUUAAUAUCACAAAUUUACAUUUUGUUUGCUACUAUUCUAUUCUGCCUUUAAACUUCUUUUUAAAAUUCAGUAUAGCAUUAUUGGACUUGGCUAUUUCAAUGGUACCAUUUGCAGACCUGAAGAGAGUAAAACUACUUUUUGAUUUGUCUCUACAAAGAUUGCAGGUUUGUUUUUCCCCAAAAUGUAUGAAUAAGAAGGGUAAUAUAUUUUUUAAAGUAUUUGAAUUUAAUAGUCCAUUUUUCAUUCCAGCAAUUUUAUAUUUAGAUUAAAUGAAAUUAGAUAAUGAAAUUGAAAAAAAAAAAUUGAAUUGUUAAAAAAUCAUUAAACUUCAUUUAUUUAAAUUGACAUUUGAAUCUUAUAUAUAUACCCAAGUUAAUGGAGACCUUUCAUGAUUUUUAUUCCCUUCCAGUCAGAGGAUAGAACAAUACAGAAAAAAUCGUAUCGUGUUUUAGAAGAAAUUUGCAGAAGUCAGUCCCCAUCAUGCCAGGAACUGAUAUCAACUCAUUUGGAUGAAAUUAGAGAUAGUUUAUUGCAGUCUUUAUCUAAUUCAAGCCCAUCUUCCAAAGCUGUAAGAAAGAUUUUAUUUUUAAAAUAAAUUUUUAAAACUAUAUUUUAAGCUAUAAGCCUAAUAAAGAUAAUAUACAGAUAAAUAAUGAGUUUGAAUAAUUUAACAUGACAAACUAUUUAUUGAUGCACGUUUUGAGUGAGAAUCAUUUUAGAUCUUUAUGUCUCCAAAUUAAACCAUACAAGGGAAACUUUAUUAGGAUUUGAAGUAAAUUAUCUUUAAAAGUUUUGAUUUUCUCUAUCAGUAGUUCUUUGCUUCACCAUCUUCAUUUCAUCCUGAUGUAAAUUUCUUUUUACAGAAAUACAGGUAUUAGAUUGAACUUAGUACAAAAAUAUUUAUGUUCUGACAACAAAAACUUUGAAAGAAAAAAUUAGGGAAAUAAAGAAUUUUUAUAUUAAUAAUUUGCAACUUUUGAAUCUAAUUUUAAACUUUUAAACAUUUUUCUACAAAUAUUCUCCUGGAUGAUUCUGAGUUGCCCAACUCAAAAAUUCUCUUGAGGGUGAAAUAUAGGGUACAGGAAAUUUCUAAGAAGACUAAAACUCAGCCCAUUAAAUUUUUUAAAAUUAUCAAAUUGUAUCUGAAAAAUUGUAUUAACCUGUUUUUACAGCCUCGUCUACGAUGUUUAAUUCAUGUCUACAAAAAUUUACAACAAUGUAACAUGGAUUUCUUCAUGGCCACUUUACCAGAAGUAAGUCAUUUCAAAGUACUUCAUUGCCAUGCCUAAGUUGUAUGGACUCUUAGUUUCAGUAUGGUGCAAUUAUUCUCUACAAUCUUAAAAAAUAUUAAAAUUCCAUUAUAUGUCACUGUCUUCUUUACUUAACCAGUUUUUAAUUUUUAAUCUCCAAGGCCAUUUUGUGCACAAAAGAAAUAGGAGCUAGGGCUAGAGCAGCAGCUUUUGAGCUUGUAAUUGUGAUGGCUGACUCAUUCAUUACCUGGAAUUCAGAAGCCACCGAGAAAGGUAACUGUUUUUAUUUCAAACACUGUUUUGAGCUAUGUUAAAAUUAUUUUAUUGCCAUUCUUUUUUUUUCUUUUUUAACCCACGAACUGUGUAUGUUAUGUUUCUGUACUGUGUGGGCAAUUUAUAGCUUUUUGAGUGCCUUUGAAAAAGGUGAUUUUUUCACAUGCAAAUACUACAGCUAAACCCCAUAAAGUAUAUAUUUAUAUAUUUAUUGAGUGGCGAAUCAUACUGGCUAUUUUUUAAUGAUAUAUUAUACUCCUACCUUGACUUUGGAGGACGAAGUAUAAAGAAAAUAAUGAAAAUUUUUCUUUUCAAGUACCUCAAACUACAAUUUUUUUAAAGGUAUACUGUUAUAAUGUUUAUAUAAUAUGAUAACAUUUUUAUUUAUCUUUCAGAAAACGGAUUAUUUGUAUAUAUUUUAGUUAAUAGAUUUUUAAAAAAAAUUCUUCUGAUGCCUUUAAUUACGUUCAAAAGCACGACAUAAACAAUAUAAACAUUAGUAAAUAGCAUGAAACAUAAAAUUUAAAAUGGUGCUAUAUAAAUAUUUAAUCCAUAAAAUGAAAUUUAAGGAAACAUAUAUAGAACAACAUCCAAUUAUUUUUUGUUGGUACAAAAUCAUCUGCAACAUAGUUUUGAAUGAGUCACGUUGCGGCAACUCCUACUCGUUCUAGGCCUAGGUCUAAAUUGUCCGAACUUUCGCUUACUGACCCACUAGAAAAAAUAUCAGAAUUAUCAUUGUCUUCGUGUGUGAUCGGAAAAUCAUCUUCUGAAUCACUUAAGUCAUUAACUAAAAAGAAUUAUCAAAAAGAUUCCUAACUGAUCCAUCUAUGGCCUCAUCCAUUUUGCAAAAAUCCACUUACACAAAUUUGCUUGUACAGAUCAAUGUAAAAAAUAACUCCAAAGUUUAAAAAAGGACACAGAAGAGCGAAAACAGAAGUUUAUUUAUUAUUAAAAGGAAUUUUUUUAUUUAGUGUAAAAUAUUGGACUGGAAGUUGUUCUUUCAGCGCAGUUUUCAUAGGCUGAUAAAAUCGGCCGACACAGUACAGAAAGAGGAAAUCGGCCGACCACAGUACGUGGGUUAAAAAUUUUUCUCUAUUUUGUAUUAUUUACCUAAUGGUUACAAAUUACAGAAUGUCUUGGAGUAUUUGUGAAUAAGGUGUUAGCUGGCCUUGCAGGUUCUCCUCACAUGAUCAGUGCAACACUCUUAGCGUUAACUCGGAUGGUUUUUGUCUACAAAGGUGAGCUCUUUAAAGAGAAAAGGCUUGUGAUUUAUAUAUUUAUUUUUCUCAAGCAAGAGAAAUUCCUUAACUCAUUGAAUUGAAAGAAUCAAAAUUUUAAUUGAUCAUAUAAUUUGUCUAUAUCAUUUUUUUAUAAAAAAGAAGUACAUAUCGUAAUAUGAAUUAAAUCAUAAUAUGAAUUAAAUGGACUUUAAAAAAAGUCAUGACCAUUGCUUUGUUUCUUAAAUUUAUUUAGAACGCCUUAUUGGGCCUGUUUUAGACAACCUGAUAGACAGUGCAUGUUUAUUGCUUGCUUCCAAGACCAGAGAAGUUAUUAAAGCAGCUCUUGGCUUUAUCAAGGUGUUGAUUUCUGCUUAUGAAAAUACAAUUUUAGCAUCUCACCUCAAAGAUCUGGUAAGAUUUUUAAAAAAUAAUAAUUUACAUUUGUUCAUUGACUUUUCUAAUAUAUUGUAUCAGAAUUAAAAUAAGAUGAUUUUUAAUAAAUGGAUAUUUAAUUAUUAUGCCAUUAUUUUAUUCUUGAUUUUGACUUACUUAUAUUAGGAAACAGUUCUUCAGUUUCUUGGGAUCUUUAAUGAAACACCUAAGGGGUUAGUUUGCCAAAACACCUGAUACAAAUAUCUGUUUAAAAAUGAAAGAGAUUUACAUUAAAUAUUUGAUUGGAAUAAAGUAAUUGAAUUGGCCUUGCUAAUAUUUUUUUUUUCAGUUGAAAAGUUUACAUGAAAUAGCUUUGAAAGGAAAUGUGAGAAGACCGACCAAAAUAAUUUUUACAAAACUCAUUAAAAAGUUUGGGUAAGCACUUUGUUGACAGUGAUAUGAUUUUUUUAACAGUAUUUUAUUUUUUAUCUUUAAGAUAAGAAUAUAAUUCAUUAUAUCUUACAAAUAACAAUAAAGGACAUGGAAUUUAACCCUGCCAAGUGCCAGACACUAUCAGUCUCUAGAAGUUGUACUCCGCUACACUACCAAUACGAACUGCACAGCCAUUUACUUGAGCCAGUUUCCUCCGUAAAGUACCUGGGUGUUCCCAUUCAAAGAGAGGUCUGCUGGGACGAGCAUAUUAACAAUGUAUGUAACCAAGCAAACAAGACCCUUGGGUUCUUAAGGCGAAAUCUAAAAGAUUGGCAACUCCUGUGUGAAAGAAAGAGCAUAUAAAGCCUUUGUCCGUCCGGUUUUAGAUUAUACAUCUUUAGUCUGGGACCCAUUUACCCAGAAGAGCGUUGACAGGUUGGAGGCAGUCCAGCGAUGAGCAGCAUGCUUUGUCCUAAACUGCUACAGGAAUACCUCUAGUGUUGGCAGCAUGCUGGAAACACUAGGCUGGUCACCAUUGAAGGAACGACAAUCCAGGCUCUCCAUGAUGUACAAGAUAAAUAAUGGGCUGGUACACUGUUCCAGUAUUAAACAGAAACUCGUCCCUCUCCCCCAUAGACAGCGACGAGGCCAUGACAGGCAAUUCAGGCACAUACCAGCAAGAAGCCAGUAUAGGAGCUGCUCAUUCCUGCCCAGGACAAUCAGGGACUGGAACAAGCUUUCUAAAGGAACGGUUGAGGCGACAACACUAGUGUCUAUUGCCUCAAGCCUUCAAACCCCUAGUGCAUGAUUCCCUCACAAAGUGGCACUGGAAAUCAGUGAAAUUUCCUCAUCAACACCAGGAACAGAAACAUUGCAAAUCCCAUCUACAUGCAUAGGAGCAAAAAUGAUCAAUAAAUUGAUCGUGGGCCCUUAAGAUAUAGAAGAAGAAGAUUAAGAUAUUUCUGAGUAUUUUUUUUACCAAAUGUUUUAUUUUCAAAAUAUAAUCUGAAAAGAUUGUUAUGUUAUAAUACUGAUAUUAUGGUGAUGUUUUCAAACUAAUGGAUGCUUUUGUUUGUUAGAAUGGAAAGUAUUCAAUGAUCUCUUUAAAGCAUAUUAAGUAAUAAAAUUAUAAACAACUAACUUUGGCAAAAUAAGGCAAUCACAAAAAUGUGUAUUUGAUGUUUGUGAUAAUUUCUGGGAGCGAGGUUGUUUUUUAAAGUAAAUUGUUUCUCAUCAUUUUCAGCUUUGAAUUAAUUUUGAGUAUGACACGUACAGAAGUGCACAAACUUCUCAAAAACAUUCACAAAUCCACUGAGAGGGCCAAGAGGAAACAAAAUGAAGGGGAUGAACCUGGUGAUGAAGAUGAAGGAGAUAGUGAUGAGGAAGAGAAGAUUGCAGUCCAGCCUGAAAGGUAAAGCUUUUAAAACUAAUCAAGUAGAAAAUAAUUUUGUUUGUGACUAAAUAUUAAUGGAGUUUGUUCGUUGUUUAAGCCAGUUUAUCAGAUUUAUCAUAAGUUGCUGUUAUGAUGUGUUUUAUUGUUGUCAAUAAUACCGCUAAUAGUUGUGUAUAUUAUCUUCCAGUAUUGAUGAUCUUCUGCAAGACACAGAUUCUGAAAUUGGCGAUGAUGAAGAAAGUGAGAGUUUGCCAAAGAAGAAUAAAAAAAGGAAACAUGGCAAAGAUGCUUGGCUUAUGGAGACAGGAGAAGAUGAGAUUGUUGAUUUCAUGGACCCUGCAGCUGCCAAACAAGUCAUUGGUAAUAUAAACAACACAUUACACUUUUAAACACUUGAAGUUCCGUUGUGAAACUUCUAAUGAAGUUCCGUUGUGAAACUUCUAAUGAAUGUCAUUUGGAUUAAAAAAAUUUAUCUUAGCCUUUAAGGUAAAUAUUACUGCAGCACUGCUUCUUCAACAAAUCUGCUUUUUAAAGUUCAUAAUAAUUCAUUUAAAAUAUUGUUUAGGAAUCUAAAAAAUAUUUUAAUGUCAUUUAUAAUUAGCAAUUUUACAAUAAAUAUUAUAAUUUUUUUUUUUUAAAGCAACUAGACCUAAUAAUACAAGGGAAGAGAAAAAGACUGUAGAUAAAGACAGAGGUUUUAAAAUGUCUAGUGAUGGAAAACUAAUUAUAACUCAAGAAGAUGAAGAAAAAGGACCAAAAGGUGAGAUAUGAUUAUGAACUAAUAAAUAUUUAUUAUUAUACACAUCUUUAUAGUUAUAAGUCUCUUUUUAUUUUUUACAAUAAUUAUUUUAAAAAUGCUUAUCAAAAAAUUUAUUAAAGUUUGUACAAUUGCUAAAUAAUGAAAAAAUAAUCUGCAGUGGAGUGGAACUUCUAUUUGCAACUAAGAUAAAUGUUGAUAUGCUGAUAUGAAGAUUAAUUUUUAAGCUUUGUACCUAUUUCGAUGAAUUAUGUCAUGCCUAAUAUAAAUGAACGUCAUGUACUGUACUGUUAUAUUUAAGCUAUUACAUGUUUGUGUUCAGAUAUUUGUUGAAAUGGAUUUACAGCAGUAUUAAAAAUUUGAAUCAAUAUUUGCACUUAGCUUUUGAUGUGGUUUUGUAAAUUAAAAAUGUAAACUUAUAAAUAAAGGUAAGAAGUCAGCCGCAGAAAAAGAUGAAGAUGAUGACCUUGAGGAUUUAGUGAGUGCUGUAGCUGAAGAAUUCAAGGUGAGGUUUUAAACCCUAAAAAAACUUAAUUAUAGAAAUAACUGAAAAAACCAUUGUUAGAAAAUUUAAUUAUUAUUAAUUUUCAUUAUUUGAACAAAUCUAUUUGAAGUUUUCUGAAAUGUGGAAUUAUUUAGAACCUGAAUUUCUUUUGAAAUCAAUUGCAAUUGUAAUUUUUUUUAUGUCUCAUUUUCAGAAAAAGUCAAGGAAAAGAAAACUAGAUUCAGCUAUUGGUGGUGAUGAUGGUGAAAAUGAACCCCCAGCAUCAAAGUAUCAAGGUAUAUAGAAAACCUUUAUUAACCCACGAACUGUGGCAUAGAUCAUUCUGUAGUGUGGGAGCUUUUCAGAGCUUUUUGGGUGCCUUUGGAAUGACAAAGAAAUAUUGAUACUAGACCCUAAUAAGCAUAUAUUUUUAGAAAGGUAAAUGGAUGGGGAUAAAGUUGGCAAUAUUGCCCAACCGUAAAAAAAAAAAUUUUGUUCAGUGUCCUUGACCUUGGAGUGCUCAAGAUAAUAAAAUCCAAAAAAUGUCUUGCUUUCAAAUGUUCAUAACAUCAUUAAUUACAAUUAAGCUUCUGAAAGCAAUUUAAAUAAUUUUAGGUCAUUUAUUACUGAAAAAGAAAAAUGGGAACACAGCUAAAACCAAGUGCAACAUACAAAAAUCCCAGGCAAAAAAAGUUAUUAUUGACUAGUAAACAUUUAAAAAGGAACAUUGGAACUGAUUUGGGUUGUUAAACUAUAAAAUUUAUUCGUUCUGAUUUACUAUUAUGUUGCUUCUGUGACUAAAAUUCAGUCAGCCUUUGCCCAACCUCUGGGCCUGGCUCAAAGUCUAACAGCAGGCCCACUUUAGUAUCGCUAAAUCUAGUAUCAGGUUCACUAGAAGAAGAAUACGAACUGAGAUCGUCAUGGGGAAUGUUAAAAUCAUCAUCAGUAUCACUUAACUCCUCUCCUAAACAGCUUUCAAAAAUAUUUCUAUUAGUUAUACUACUGAAGGCCCAACAUACCUUCAGCCAUUUUAGCUUUAGCACUUUAAAUUCCAAUUAAAAAGUAAUUAUUGUUAAGUUAUCAACAAACAGCUUGACCCGGAAGAUAAUUUAUUAUUACUAAAAGGAAGCGGCUAUAUUCCAGUUAAAUAUUGGAUUGGAAGUUGCUUUGGACCGUGUUUUUUAUCUGUCGAUUUUUUCGGCCCACCACAGUUCGUGGGUUAAAUGGAGCUUUAUAUGUUCACUUUGCUUGAAUGUUUUUUGUUUUUAAAAUAUAUUCUAAAUUAUUUUUUUUCUAUUUAAUUCUUGUUAUACAAAAAAAAGCACUUUAUUCAAAGAUGUGGAGAUUUCUUUGUUGUCUUAGAUAUACUUCUUUAAAAACAACUUCUAAUUCUUUCUUCAAAAUAAGAUUCUGGAUAACCAUAUUUUUAAAACCUCAUUUAAAACACAAAUAAAAUCUGUGAUUCAUGGUUGAAAAUAAUUAAAUAUGCCCUCUUUUGAUCAGCUGGUGGAAGUGGAAUUCACAGACAAGUAGCACAGGCUAAGAGGUCCAUCAAAGAAAAAACAGAAAUUGGACAAGAAUAUAAAGCUAAGGUAUGUGGAAUUUGUAAUUAAAAAUGUAUGCAAAUUAAGGUAUUCUUAUAAAAUGUCCAUGGAGAUGAUCUUUUAAGACAUGCAAUGGUCUUUACAUCUUUUGGUUAGCAUUAGGCUUUUCCAGGUUUUUCUCUGUUUUUUGUGUUAAAUAUUUUAAUUACCAUACAGUAACAUACAUUUUACAUUUAUAGUCAUUAUCAUUUAUGUUAAAGGACUAUUAAUUCUUCAAAAUAAAAAAAAUAUGACAAGGUACAUUAUAUAAUUGCCACUUUGUUCUUAUUCUUCUUCUUCUUCCUAAUAAAUAGAAAGCGUCGGGUGAUAUAAAGAAGAAGGGGAGACCUGAUCCAUAUGCAUAUGUGCCCUUGAAUUUUAAUGCUCUCAAUAAAAGGUUGGUGAUUACAUUACCAAUUUACAUUGAUAAGGCUUGUAUCGCAACAUUAGUAUAUCUGUACACAUAUACAUGCUUUGAUUUAACAGACAUAUUUAGCUUGUCAGCAAUUUUUGUGUGGGUUUGUCAAAACACCAUGUCAGUUUAGGAAUACCGGACUGGUGUUAAGAACAAUAUUAUUUUUGUUUAUUAUCAGCUUCUUGUGACCUUAUUUUUUUUAAAAAAUGUCCUGCUUUUUCCCCCCAAAAUAGAAAACAGAUGAAAAUAAAAGGUUCUUUUAACAACCUUGUCAAGGGAGCUAAAAGAGGUGCUGUGAAGGGCGUCAAAUCCAAAGUGCAAAGAAGCAGAAGAUAAUAGUUCAUAUUAAAUGAUGUUGUUCUCUAAUUAAUGGUUUCUGUAUUUCUGUAAAUAAUUUUGUGUUUAAAUUUAUUAUGAGCCCAUAGAAAGAAUCUUUCAAUGACAAAAUAAGCCACAAUAAAAAUAAUACAGAUUAUCAACAUUUGUUUAAGUUUAUUACAGAAUUAUAUCACACAUACAUGUUCUGAACACAAUACAAGAAAAAGAUUUAUAGCAUAUCUUUCUGAUCAAUUUAAAAUUCAC